This is a messenger RNA of Cynara cardunculus var. scolymus (artichoke), 887 nucleotides long. Its product is annotated as ubiquitin-conjugating enzyme E2 27. The record is from RefSeq and is a predicted model, not a curated record. Lineage: Eukaryota; Viridiplantae; Streptophyta; Magnoliopsida; Asterales; Asteraceae. The transcript has 5 exons. The coding region runs from base 190 to 774 and encodes 194 amino acids. Gene Ontology annotation, molecular function: protein binding.
ACAGGCCUUUGCAUUUUGGGGGUACUCCUAUUGCUUUCUUUCCCCUACCAUCGAAACAAUCAACAAAGGUAUAUUCGUAAACCCUAAAUAGAGAAACUCAAAGGUGUCUGUGUGUGUGUAUUUUAAGGGGGAAGAGAUCAAAACCGGCGUAAAUUGUUUCCCUUUCUCCGAAUCCGAAUUGAGAAGAAGAUGGUGGACUUUGGUAGAGUGCAAAAGGAGCUUCAAGAAUGUAACAAGGACAUUAAUGUCUCUGGUAUCAGCGUAAACCCUAAAUCCGACAAUCUCACCAGUUUGAUCGGCACAAUUCCCGGUCCAAUUGGUACUCCAUACGAAGGCGGAACCUUCAAGAUUGAUAUCGAUUUGCCCGAUGGAUACCCUUUCGAGCCACCAAGAAUGAAAUUUGCAACUAAAGUUUGGCACCCAAACAUUAGCAGCCAAAGUGGAGCUAUAUGCUUGGAUAUUUUGAAGGAUCAAUGGAGCCCGGCGCUUACUUUAAAGGUAGCACUUCUUUCUAUACAGGCCUUGCUCUCAGCCCCUCAACCUAAUGAUCCUCAAGAUGCAGUGGUAGCACAACAGUAUCUUAAAGACUAUCAGACUUUUGCAAGCACAGCUCAUUACUGGACAGAAUCCUUUGCGAAAACAUCAUCUCUAGGAAUUGAAGAGAAGGUACAAAAGCUUGUGGAGAUGGGGUUUCCAGAAGGUUUGGUUAGGAGCACUCUGGAAGUAGUUGAUGGGGAUGAAAACUUGGCCUUAGAGAAGCUCUGUUCUGGCUAAUUAAUACACUUACUGGUCUGUAUUUUGACUUUUAAGUUCUUGUUCAUCAAAUGAAAUACUAAAAGAAAUUUGUUGUGUUUGCGGAUUCAUAGUGGAUGGCUGCAUUUAUAUUC